GACCCGUCGGGUAGCAGACCUCUAGUUCAUGGCUAAACAUGGCAAAUCGACCAGUGCAAAAGGAGACCAGCAGCCAACCACACUUCCUACAGUUCAACAACCUCGCAUGCGAAACAGCUGGAGGAAAGGUGAUUUUUGCUACAGAUGAGUGGUUUGCCCCUGCUCGAAAUCUUUUAAAGAGAGACCCUCCAGAAUUCAUAGCCUCAGCAUUUACCGAUUAUGGGAAAUGGAUGGAUGGCUGGGAAACCAGGAGGAAAAGAAUUCCAGGUCACGACUGGUGCAUCAUUCAGUUAGGAGUUCCAGGAAUUAUUAAUGGCUUAGAUGUGGACACAUCCUUCUUCACGGGGAACUAUGCACCAUUCACCUCCAUUCAAGCUGCGUGUCUUGAUCAGAUGCCAUCAUUCACUCUUGAAGGAGAUCGUACAGGCAUGGCAGCUUCCCCGAGCCAGUUUGAAGCUGUGGCACAGCUUAACACAGACAGCUGGGAGGAGCUUGUCCCGAUGAUAAAGCUGAACCCGGGGUACUCUGAAUCAUGCCACAACUACCUGAAUGUCACAUACCCACACAGAGUUACCCAUAUCCGCCUCAACAUAUAUCCAGAUGGUGGCAUUGCAAGGCUGAAAGUUUAUGGCAUUGGGAAGAAGGACUGGUCCACUGUGUCUAGUCAAGACCUAGUGGAUCUUGUUGCCCUUGUCAAUGGAGGUGUAUGUGUAGGCUACAGCAAUGCCCACUUCGGUCACCCACGCAAUAUUAUUGGUCUAGGUAGGGCUGACAACAUGGGUGAUGGGUGGGAGACAGCCAGACGCCUGGAUCGGCCCAAAGUUUUAAAAGUGGAUGAGAAAGGCAUAUUACAGGUGCCAGGCUGUGAGUGGGCUGUUCUCAGACUAGGACAUCCUGGCAUCAUAAGCAAAAUUGAGGUAGACACCAACCAUUUUAAAGGAAAUUUCCCAGACUCCUGCAAGAUUGAGGCCUGCAGUUUGACCCCAGAUGAGGAGAACAACUUAAUUCGUAACCAGUGGCGCUCUGACAAAACCCCCAAGUGGAGAAUUCUCCUUUCUCCUCAAAAACUGAAGGCACAUCACAGGCAUUUGUUUUCUGGAGAGUCUGUGGUGCAGUGUGGGCCUGUGACUCAUGUGCGUCUGGUCAUAGCUCCCGACGGAGGGGUCAGCAGACUUAGACUCGGGGGUCGACCGGUGUCAGACAACUUGACUCAUCCUCAGCAAAUCUCCAAACUGUAAUGCCAUCAUGUAUUUUCAUUGCACAAUUACAGAAGAAUGAAGGUCGUCCGUUGUGAUGUCAAAUAUUAACACCAUAACGUUAAUAACAACACUGAGGACUGAGAACAUCAUAUAUACAAUACUAUACAUUCACCAAAUAGCCUUUGCUAUGGUACAGUAUACAAUGGAAUUAUUGUCAAGGCUAAUGUUUCACAAAACACCAAUA
This is a messenger RNA of Sinocyclocheilus rhinocerous, 1443 nucleotides long. RefSeq names its product allantoicase-like. Gene Ontology annotation, molecular function: allantoicase activity. Gene Ontology annotation, biological process: allantoin catabolic process. The transcript has 12 exons. The record is from RefSeq and is a predicted model, not a curated record. NCBI's taxonomy places the organism in Eukaryota, Metazoa, Chordata, Actinopteri, Cypriniformes, Cyprinidae. The coding region runs from base 39 to 1238 and encodes 399 amino acids.